This is a messenger RNA of Lucilia cuprina (Australian sheep blowfly), 2364 nucleotides long. RefSeq names its product homeotic protein empty spiracles (gene ems). Gene Ontology annotation, molecular function: DNA binding; DNA-binding transcription factor activity, RNA polymerase II-specific. Gene Ontology annotation, biological process: brain development; neuron differentiation; regulation of DNA-templated transcription. NCBI's taxonomy places the organism in Eukaryota, Metazoa, Arthropoda, Insecta, Diptera, Calliphoridae. The coding region runs from base 417 to 1859 and encodes 480 amino acids. The transcript has 2 exons. The record is from RefSeq and is a predicted model, not a curated record.
GAUUAUUCUGACAUCGUUUGUCGUUGAGUAAACACACGUUAAGAGUACGUCCGUGAUAAAAAAAUAAAAGAAAAAAAUAUAAAAAUUUCUUUUAAAAGAAACAAAAAAUUUUUGAGAAUUUAUCAAAAGAAAUAAAUACAAAGUGAUAAAAAGAAAAGUUUUAAUAACUUUCUUAACAAUAUUAAUAAAAAAGAAAAUCUAUGAUUUCAUUGGAAUUAUAAAAAAUCUGAAAUAAAAAAGUGCUUACUUAUAACCCCACCAUACCCAAGGACUAAAAAAAAUAAACAAAUUGUUUAUGUGUUGUGAUUAGUUAUAAACAAAAAGUUUUUAACUAUUAAAAACUUAAACACGCCAAAACGGAUUUAACAAGUGAAAUACAAACGGAGACGCCCAGCGCUUUAUUAAAACGCGUAUUUAUGACUAAAAUGAUUCCGCCGGUACCCACAUCAGCAGUCAUGAUGCCUACGCCUAAACAAAAGAUCGGCUUUAGCAUUGAGUCGAUCGUUGGCAAUGAUGCCUCCUCGGCCACAAAUACCGUCGGUGAAAAUUUAAACGGUUCCACUAGUACAAAUUCCGAUGACAACAACUCCACCACAAAUCCCUCCUCGCCACCACAAACACCACCAGCCGGUAUCACCUCAUUGCCUGGUUUACACAAUCCUCAUAUGUUGUCGCAACAUCCUCAUAUGGCUCAUCAUUUGUCGAUGGCCCAACAACAAGCUUUGCAUCAACAUUUGCUGAUGCAACAUCAACAGCAGCAACAACAGCAAAACUCACAAAAACCUGAUAUAUCGGAUAUUAUACAACGUUUACAUAAUUCAGCCCAAGCGGCUCAUUUGAAUAGCUCCAAUGGUCCUUACAGUCCUCCCGCCCAUACACGUCUCUCUCCAGAUCAUGAGUCUGUCAAUAACCAACAUCCUGCACCUCAAAUUCACAGUCUGAAACGUGAAAGAUCGCCCGAAAGAGGCAAUGAAAAUGUACAAAAUCCUGCACAACGUCAUCAACCUCCACAUACACCACCCAAAUCAGUGUCACCUCAGUCUUCAUCACAUGCUUCCCCACCGCCUGCCAAUAUGUGCAACAGUCCCGCCACUCCUCAGCAUUAUGGUAAACCUUUAACGAAUCCCAUGACACCGGGUUCAAUGCCUAUGUUAGUACCUGGUAUGCCUCCUGCUAAUAUAGUGAGACCUUUUCCCAUGGGCCCUGGACAAGCACCACCACCACCUCAUGUAACACAACCUGGAAUGCCUGAUAUUAAAGCUUUACCUCCCUACAUAAAUGCACCACCAGAAAUGCCUCCUCAACACAAUCCUCAUUUAAUAGCAGCUGCUCAAUUCCAAAUGGCUUUACAGGCCGGACAUGUUUUGGGACCAGCAGCUGCUGCUGCGGCCGCUGCCGGUUUACCUCCUCAUGCUGGACCCUUUAUGCCUGGUCCCGGCAUGCCCAGAGAUAGUUAUCCCUUGUAUCCCUGGCUUUUAAGUCGUCAUGGCAGAAUAUUUCCUCAUCGUUUCCCAGGAAAUUUCUUGCUACAACCUUUCCGCAAACCUAAACGCAUACGCACCGCUUUCUCACCUUCACAACUUUUGAAAUUGGAACAUGCCUUCGAAAGCAAUCAAUAUGUUGUGGGAGCCGAACGUAAAGCCUUAGCACAAUCCCUCAAUUUAAGCGAAACACAAGUCAAAGUUUGGUUCCAAAACCGACGCACCAAACACAAACGCAUGCAACAGGAAGAUGGCAAAGAAGGCUCCGACAGAAACUCACAAAACGCCAGCUGCGAUGAAGAUGAUGAUGAACUCAUCGAUAUGGAAAUGGAUGACUGUGGCAGUGAUGAUGAACAUGAAUACGAACAAAGUCAUUAAAAGUUUUAAAAAACGGUUAUUGGAUUCUGGGAAUCCUUGUGUAAAUAUACCAAAUUGUAAAAGCGUGUUGUGAGUUCCUUAUUUAUGUUAUUUGUGUUGUGAAGCUGCUGGAGAAUGUAAAGCAAAAGCGAAACAAAACGUCGAGAGUUAAAAUAUCUAAACCAGUCCUGAGUUUUAGUUAAAAACAAAAUGUUAAGAAAAUCUCAGUUUUGUUUUAGGUUGUUUGUGACUUGUGAUAUAUUUCUAACAUUAUUAUCAUUCCUAUAAUGAUAAUUUUAUUUAGAACGAAUUUUUUGUAUUAAUUUGUGUCUACUUUUUUAUUAAUAAUAUUUUAAAGAAUUUUUGUAAAUUGUAUAUAGAUUCAUGUAGGGAAAUUAGCUAAGAGCUUUUACUUUCCUUUAUUUUUAAAUUGCUAAACAAAGUCAUACAUACAUACAUAUAUUGAUUUUAAAUUUAUAAUAAUUUUCAUCUUGAUUAGAAAAAUUUAUUCAUAUUCAUUCUCAAA